AUGGACCAUGAUAUAUUGUUGUUGCUGGAGGUGGGAAGACGGCCGUCCCCUCGGGGAUGGUCUAUGGCUGGAAGAGGAGGAGCGGUGGUAAUGGUGAGAAAUUCUGCUGUGAUAGAGGUGGAAAUUGACAGUUUAGAGUUGGAUGAAGUGACUGCUCGACUGGUGGCUUCGAUGACGGUGAUGACAGACCUAGGAGAGAUGCUCCUUGUUUCUGUCUAUAUGCCGUGUUGUCGCUAUGUCGAACAAGAAAAUAUAAUUAGGGCUCUCUCUCGAGCAAUCCAAUGGCACUUGUCUCAAGGAACUGCUCGGAUUGUGAUCGGAGGGGACUUCAAUAACAUUCAAGAUCCAUAUUUUGAUGUACUUGCUGGUACCCCUAGUCCCAAUCCCCUGGAGAGAGAAUCCAGGUCUCUUCUAGGUGAACUUAUCUGUCAUUAUGGUCUUGUUGAUACAAUGCGGUAUCUCAAUGAGUUCCUUCGUCAUGGAACUAAUACUUCUCAUGGGGUAUCUAGACGUCUUGAUCGGAUAUAUGUGGAUCAAAGUCUUAAGUCACACAUUUAUCGGUACUACGAACGAAAGAAUGAUUUGACAUCUACUCAUGUAACCGUAUGCACAUCUCUUAUGAUCGAUAAGAAGAGUGCGGUUAGAGUGGGACAACCUCGCUUCAUUACUCCAAAUGAACUUCUCACUCAAAGUACACUUCGUAAGUUUGAGAGGUAUACUGACUUCGAUAACAUGGUGUAUGACUGUCGGAAGAAGAUGCAAAGGAUAUCAUAUGUGGUAAAGAGACUGGAAACAUGUCAGAUAAAGUUGAUGAUGAAGGGGAUGAUUCUGAGGAAAAGAGUGAUUCUUGAGUUGAAAGAUGGGGACAGUGUUGCUGAUAAUACAGAUAGUAUUAUUGAUAUGGCAACGACCUUUUGGAGCAAGCAAUAUGAAGACUUGGGAGAUCCUCCUGAAUCGGAAUAUCUUGACCUUCCCGCCAUUGAAGCAGAAGAUGCUUUUCGACUAGAUCGCCCAUUCACUCAAGAUGAGCUCUACUCAUGUCUCCAGACUAAAUCAGAUUCAGCUCCUGGUGAAGAUGGUCUUACUUAUAAAUUCUGGAAAGCAACUUGGGACAUGUAUGGAGAAAUGCUCACCAAAACAGCAAAUGGUUUAAUGGAAGGGAUCAUUCCCAAUUCCAUGACAACAAUCCUCCUUACAAUGAUACCAAAAGUCCCAAACUCAAACGAGAUAAAGAAUUUUAGACCAAUCGCCCUCAUCAACACAAGUCUCCGUCUAAUCUGCCAAGCAAUUAAUGAACGAUUAUUACUGGUGGCUGAUCAACUAAUUGGCCCUUAUCAAACAGGCUUUAUCAAAGAUCGUCACAUCCAUAACAACAUUCUCCUGUUCCAAUCAGUACUCCAUCUAUGGUGCAGAAAAGAUCUUGACCUUGGACCAACGAGAGCAUGGGCUUGGCCUGAAGUCAGAUUACAGGACCCUGACCUUGCUGCAGCGGUCAUUGACUUCCAAAAAGCCUUUGACCUGAUUAAUCAAAAGUACAUUGGAAAAUGUUUGGAAAAGACAGAUAUCCCCCCUCGCCUUCGUACAGCCAUUAUGACUAUUCUCCGAGCGCAACACGCUCAAGUCUACAUCAAUAAUGUAAAGGGUCCACGCUUUCCAAUGAGAAGAGGUACAAUGCAAGGAAACCCAUUCUCUCCGUUCUUAUUUAUCCUCGGAAUGGAACAAUUACUCCGAAACCUUUCAAAGAUUAAAGGAAUGUGUCUUACUGGUCGACACAGUUUUGACCCUACUCCGAUCAAGGUAAUGGCUUUUGCUGACGACCUUAUAGUCUUCAUGAGUGAUGAAGAUCGUCCUGUUGUAAAAGAAUGCCUUGAAGCUUUUUCCUAUCACUCUGGCUGCAAAGUUAAUAAGGAUAAAAGUCUGGUCUUGGUCAUUGAUGAAGAUCAUCCCGAUCGAUGCCCAUAUCUAGACUUUCCAGUAAACACAGUUGCUGAACUGUCAAAUAUGAAAUAUCUUGGGGUUACAAUCGGUCCGCUUGAUUGGAAGAAAGAAUGUCGAAACUUACUUGGAAUCAUUCAUGGAAAAGACGAACUACUGCCAUCUCGUCUCGGAAAAGCUGUAAACACCUUCCUUCUCUCAAAGCUCUACUAUCGAGAUAUCCACUCACCAAUGCAUCAAUGGGACAUUUCCCACUUCACGAAUGAAAUCGGUCGGAAGUUGUUCUACGGCAUCGGUCAAGAAACAAUCUUCACCAGAAAUGAACUCGGUGGUUAUGGUGUACUUCUACUUGAUCGACAACUUCUCGGUAGAAGAGCUCAAGUGGUUCAUGAAGCAAUCUUCGGAAAAGAAUGGCAUCAUCGCCUCUUUCGCCUAACGAUACAACACUGGGCAACAUGGGCAAUCCGUUACAGAGAAAUGAUCAGUGAUUCCGAUUUGACCAUCCCAUGGUAUGAGUUUCUUCUCGGACGGACGUACGUUAGACCGACUCACACCUACCAUCUCCUCGACAAAUCACUCCAAAAGGAAUUUUCAAAACUGAUGUGGGCAUGCAUUAAGGCGUGGGUUGAAUUGACUGGUAUGAAACAAGGGGAUCCAAUCGAACCUUAUCAACCCGUCUUGGAGGAUUUUGAGAAGAUGGUGGAGCCAUAUCUGGGAGAUCUCUUCAAUUAUGAUCCGGAGAUAUUUCACUCGGUUAGUAAGAAGUCUCCUCAGACUGAUCGGUUGCUGAGGACUCUCGAUGAGAUACUUCGGCCUUCAGACCGGAGGCGUCUACCAAAGUUUUGGAAACAAAUGAGUAAGCAACUUCAUGUCCACGAUAAACCAUAUGACUACCUUCAUAUGUUCCAUAACGGAAACGACAUGCGGGCUCUUUCUCAAGCAAAGAAUUGUCUACUCUGUGGCCGUGACAUCAAAACCCUCCAUCACACCUUCUUUCAAUGCCGUAUAGCUUGUCAGGUGUGGCAAUACGCGGGACUUCGGGGACUUCCCGAAAUCUCGAAGUUGGUCGGUAUAUGUGGUCAACCACAAGAUAAGUUUUGUUCAUACAUGCGUCGACUUUUAAAAGCACGCGUUCCAAAUCAUGCUCAAGCGAUUAGUGACCUUGAACUUAGAUCACUUCUCAGAUACUAUGAAUCACUAUACUGCAAACAGUAUUGA
Australozyma saopauloensis is the source of this 3153-nucleotide messenger RNA. RefSeq lists its product as uncharacterized. Bases 1 to 3153 code for a protein of 1050 amino acids. The record is from RefSeq and is a predicted model, not a curated record. The transcript has a single exon. NCBI's taxonomy places the organism in Eukaryota, Fungi, Ascomycota, Pichiomycetes, Serinales, Metschnikowiaceae.